Danaus chrysippus (African queen) is the source of this 3261-nucleotide messenger RNA. The record is from the annotation of a GenBank genome assembly. Lineage: Eukaryota; Metazoa; Arthropoda; Insecta; Lepidoptera; Nymphalidae.
AUGAAAUCGUUUUUUUUUGUUCCAGAUAUCAACAUCAGCAUUAUGUUUAUCGCUGUAAUACUUACUCUGAUCAGAUCCACCGACUGUGAUAUUGUUGACGGCAAAAACAUUUACCAAAAAGAUAGUACAUUUGUACAAGAGCCGGAGUCACUGCCGGUGCUACAUUUAAAUGAUACCAAAUGCAGAAUAUCAGAGUAUCAGUGUUUUAAUAAACGUUGUAUCCCGAUAAACAGAUUUUGUGAUGGAGGCAACGACUGCGGUGACGCCUCGGAUGAACCUCGUCACUGCACACGUUGCAACAAAACAUACUAUGGAGAUAUCGGUAGAACGUAUGAACUGGAAUUGCAUCGUCCUAGAGAAGAUUUGGUACCAUACGUCUGCUUGCUGACCAUCACUGCUGCCGGAGGUGUUCAUGGAGAUCUUGUUCAGAUAUUAUUCGAUAGUUUCACCUUGGGUCGUUUCACAUCCUUCGUGGACGACGGCUGCCCUGAUGGUUACAUGCAAAUUCAAGAGGCAAGCCGUCCCCAAGUAGGCGGCUCGUGGUGUGGAACUUCCUGGGGCCCCUCAAUUUAUUACAGCGAGACGAAAUCUAUUAUGCUUAUUAUACGCCUAUUACAUUUGUCUAAGGAACAGAAUAAUUAUAACUUUGAUUUCCGUAUGGCAUACAAGGUUUUGAGGAAAGAAUACGCUACUGUUAGAUACGGUGGAACGCCACCUUCAGAAAGACCUUUUUUCAAACUCAGGCCAAUGUUAUAUCCUGUAAACAUAUCACACGGAGAAGAUACGAACGUUGGAAGGACGGCAAAAACUCCAGAGUAUUACCUCGGGGAUUUGAUCUCGGGGACUUAUUGCUCACGCAUCUACAGUGACUGCGAUCGUAAAAACUGUAGAUUACAAUCUCCAAACUUCCCUGGCGUUUAUCCUAGAAAUCUCACUUGUUACUAUGCGGUUAGACAGCACGAAGUGCCUCAAGGAAAACAUGCUUUAAUAGUUGUAAAACAACCGAAUGGCCAGUUAAUUUCCAUAAGGAGUCAAAAGGCAUUGUACGCUCCAUCUCAGAAUGAUAGAGAGGCCAACGGAAGGGAAUUAAAAUUUUGGCAAGAGUGCGAUGAAGUACAGGAUUAUGUGACUGUAUAUGACGGGUACACGACAAGAGAUCCCGUUAUACUGAGGUUUUGCGGUGGUGGAGUGUCGGUUCCUGAAGCGAUAUCAAGUGGUCCUGAGUUGCUAGUCGAGUUUACUACCUCACCUUUUGGAACAUUUCUCCAACCAGCUACAUCGCAAUCUUUACAUGGAUUUCAAUUAGAAGUUGAGGUAAGAUUUGUUGAUCAACAAUCUCCAACGUACGCAAAAAAUAAAAGAGCUUGUGAAUUUUGGAUUCGAGGGACUGGUAGGGGAGUUUUGGAGCAUCCUCAACAUUCACUUCCUCCAAAUACAACAUGUCUUUAUCACAUGCAAGGAAUUGAUACAUCGGGUCCAUCAGGGAGAAAUAUUAUUUACAGACGGCAAUUCUCUGCGCCACGUUUUAGAGUUUGGUUCUCUGUAUUAAAAUUUUAUGUGACAAACGCUAUCAAUCCCAAUUUGCCUGAGGAUGAGUAUUGUGGGAGCCAUUUGAAUAUAUGGGAUGGGCCAAUGAGGAUAUCUCCCGGUUGCAGCGAUAUAUUUUGCGAUAAAGAACGAUCGGUUCAAAUGUCAAGAGCCACUUCUGCCCAGUCCGUGAUAGUUGGACGUCCACCGACAAAUGCCACCCUCAUAGCAAGGUUCUGCCGCGAACGGGCUCCAAGGACUUGUGAACAUGCGUUAUUAAGACGAUCUAGAGCAUGUGCUAGAACAGAAAGUUUCUUGUCUAAAGGGGACUCUUUAACAUUGGAAUUGAAGUUAACACAGGGAACAGCGCUGAAGCCAGUAUUCUUCAAAGCUCUAUACGAGUUUGUAGAUUUACAUCAAGAUGGUGAGCCUUGGGGACGUGGGCCUUGUUCCAGACGUUUUGCUUCAAGGUCUUUCCCUGAAGCUCCACCGGACCCGCCAGUUACAUUCUCCUCGCCCAGAGACGUGUUUUUAUAUGGUCGUGGUGGUGCUAAAAACAUAAGUUGCACUUAUCGCUUCGAAGCCAAUCCGGGUGAGGUAGUGCGUCUUCGAGUGUGGGGCGUCAGGAAUGGUGGGAGGUUGUGCAGGUCCGUACACUCCGCUCACUCUCCAUGGUACAGGUGCGGAGGGAACCCUACAGCUGCUGUACGGAUCUUUGAAAGACCAUGGAAAGAUAAUGGAGCUGGUGUUCCAAGGGACUGCUUGUGCAGCGAUGUACCUGACUAUGAGUUUACAUCCACCUCAUCAGUGGCUGAACUGAAGUUUGAUGUUGUCAACAUGUCCGCUGUUGAUGACUUCAGGUCCUUCGGUUUUGAAGCAUCUGUUGAGUUCGUAAGGUUGACUAGUGUUUGUGAUUCCACUCACCGAGUAUUUGGAGCUAGUGGGGAAUUGAGACUUUCAUACUACCCUCCAAUGUCCGAAGAUGAUCGUUGUGAUUUUCGUCCCUGGCUGAUUGAUCCGGCACCAGGCAGGUACCUUUAUCUCCAAAUCCAAGGCAGCCUGAUUAAGGAACCGGAACUCGAUAACUUCACAUUACAAAAUAACAUAACAGUUGCUCCGGAUUUGAGGCAUUUAUGUCAAACACAGAAUCGUAUUGCAGUCUACGCUGGAGGCCUUUCUCCGAUAUUCAUAUGUCCCAAGCCACCAGUAGAACAGGAAGACGAUGUCGUGGAAGUUUUCUCUGAAGGUUGGACUUCGGACGUUGAUGGUUUGUCGCGACACGUGUUGGCGGCCUCGCCCUCCCUCGACCGGUUCGACUUGGAAUGGCCACGAUCACUAUCUGUUGAACUGAUAGCAGUAGAGACUGGCUCUUAUUACAUCACGUGGUUGGAACUAUCGAGAAGACACCCCAGUCCUCGUGGUGGUGUAUUCGCUCUCUCCGGCGAGUGUACUCACAGAUGUUCGUCUCUGGACGCGUGCAUCGAACCAGCUCUUUGGUGUGACGGAGUGCCUCAGUGUCCGCACGGGGAGGACGAGCGUCUGUCACAGUGCUCCGCCCUCAUGAGGCUGCCUGCGCAUUACGCUGCCGCUCUGCUCGCUCUUACUGUGCUAGCGGUAUUCGCUGUGAUAGCGGUGUUGCGUUCGUGUCGCAGACGGAGAUCGGCUUUCCAACAGCGUCUCAAGAGUUUAUCUUCCGAUACAGCUAUAUUUGAUGAGAAAGAAGUGAUUUGCUGA